This is a messenger RNA of Punica granatum (pomegranate), 2020 nucleotides long. NCBI's taxonomy places the organism in Eukaryota, Viridiplantae, Streptophyta, Magnoliopsida, Myrtales, Lythraceae. The record is from RefSeq and is a predicted model, not a curated record.
CUCCUCCCCAUUCCUCCAUUUCCAUUUCAGAUUCCAUUUCUCUCUCUCUCUCUCUCUCUCUCUAUCUGUGUCUUUCUCUCUCUUCUGAAAAGUGUUGUUGGGAGUUGGUAAGCCGGUAGCUGGUGGCUUGCUCUCCUCUCCCAUAUAUUUCCCCUCAAAUUCCUCACCUUCCUCACCAUCUCUCUCCAAUACCCAGAUCUUAAUUAUCUUCUGGACUUUCGCUCGAUUGGUUUGCCCGGGGAGUUGUCAUCCUCAAUUCACUUGUUCAAGACCCGAUAAUUUCAAGUAAAGGAAGAAUGGCUACCCCACCAGAGCCCACUAGGAUUGGCCUUGCUGGGCUGGCCGUGAUGGGCCAGAACCUGGCCCUCAACAUUGCCGAGAAGGGGUUUCCCAUCUCUGUCUACAAUCGGACGACCUCAAAGGUUGAUGAGACUGUGGAGAGGGCCAAGCAGGAAGGUAACCUCCCUGUUUAUGGCUUCCAUGACCCUGAGUCCUUUGUGAAGUCAAUCCGAAAGCCCCGCGUCAUCAUCAUGCUCGUCAAGGCUGGGGCUCCCGUGGACCAGACCAUAAAGACUCUCUCCGCUUACAUGGAGAAGGGAGACUGCAUCAUUGACGGAGGCAACGAGUGGUACGAGAACACUGAGAGGAGGGAGAAGGCCGUGGCUGAGUUGGGCCUGCUGUACCUUGGAAUGGGCGUUUCAGGAGGUGAAGAAGGUGCCAGGAAUGGGCCCUCUUUGAUGCCCGGAGGCUCAUUUGAGGCCUACAAGUACAUUGAGGAUAUCCUCCUCAAGGUGGCUGCUCAGGUCCCUGAUAGCGGGCCCUGUGUGACCUACAUCGGGAAGGGUGGGUCCGGGAAUUUUGUGAAGAUGGUGCACAACGGGAUUGAGUAUGGUGAUAUGCAGCUCAUUGCUGAGGCUUACGAUGUGCUCAAAUCUGUCGGGAAGCUCUCAAAUGAGGAGCUGAAGAAUGUUUUCUCCGAGUGGAACAAAGGGGAGCUCCUCAGCUUCUUGAUUGAGAUCACUGCAGACAUUUUCGGAAUUAAGGACGAUAAGGGAGAGGGCUAUUUAGUUGACAAGGUCCUUGACAAGACCGGUAUGAAAGGAACUGGAAAGUGGACUGUCCAACAGGCUGCAGACCUCUCGAUAGCGGCCCCCACGAUCGCUGCUUCCUUGGACUCACGGUUUCUCAGCGGGCUAAAGGAGGAGAGAGUCAAGGCAGCCGAGGUAUUCAAAUCAGGUGGCUUUGGAGACAUCUUGGCUGAUCAGGAGGUGGACAAGGAGAAGCUGGUUGAUGACGUCAGGCGUGCACUCUAUGCAGCCAAGAUCUGCAGUUACGCACAGGGGAUGAAUCUGAUCCGAGCGAAGAGCAUUGAGAAGGGCUGGGGCCUACAGCUGGGCGAGCUGGCAAGGAUCUGGAAGGGAGGCUGCAUCAUAAGGGCGAUCUUCCUGGACCGGAUCAAGAAGGCCUAUGACAGGAAUCCUGAUCUCGCAAACCUCCUAGUGGACCCGGAGUUUGCCAAGGAGAUAAUCGAGCGUCAGUCCGCAUGGAGGAGGGUGGUGUGCCUCGCCAUCAACUCGGGUAUCAGUGUUCCUGGAAUGUCCUCAAGUCUUGCCUACUUUGAUACUUACAGGAGAGCUAGGGUGCCGGCAAAUCUGGUCCAAGCCCAGAGGGACUACUUUGGUGCUCACACCUAUGAGAGGGUUGACAUGGAAGGCUCUUUCCACACAGAGUGGUUCAAGAUUGCUAAGCAGUCGAAGAUCUAAGAGUAAAAUUUAUAUCCUCUCGCCAGUGUAGAGGAGUGGGCGGAUAUAUCAGCAGCUUUUCUUUACCAAUUGCGUGCUCAAAAUUGUCUUGAAUAAAUUGACGAACUCCCAGAUUUUUCAAUUAAAAGUCCCUACAUUGGGGUUCAGACCCCAAAUUGUGCAUUACUUCAGGCUGCUGCUUAGUAUAUCUACUGACCUUUAUUUCAUUUGUAUUUCCCGACUGAAGAUGAACAAUGGAUGAUAGUUUUCCCUCUCAA